UUCCUCAUCUUUGCUCAGAGCCUUAGAGCUAUCGCACUUGUCCCAUUACUUUACUGCCUACUCGAUAAGAACAUGACAACGAAAAAGAUUUACGACUACCUCGUGCUUGGCGCCGGUAGUGGGGGAAUAGCGUCCGCACGGCGGGCAGCAAGCUACGGUGCCAAAGUUGCAAUCGUGGAGAACAGUCGCUUUGGGGGAACGUGCGUCAACGUCGGAUGUGUACCGAAAAAGAUCAUGUGGACUGCAGCGUCCUUUGCGGAGGCUCUUCGCGAAGCGAAAGGUUACGGAUUUGACCUAGACGUUCGCGGAUUUUCAUGGGAAGCCGUGAAACAAAAGCGCGAUGCGUACAUUAAGCGUUUGAAUGGGAUUUAUGAGAAUAACCUGGCGAAGGAUGGAAUUGAAAAAAUUCGAGGAACAGCAAAGUUUGUGGAUAAAAAGACAGUGGAAGUCAAUGGAGAGCUCUACUCCGGAAAGCAUAUCCUGAUUGCAACAGGCAGCUACGCGUGGAUUCCACCGGCCCCAGGAGCGCGCGAAUACGGUAUUACAAGUGACGGUUUCUUUGAAUUGGAGCAUAUGCCGAAAAAGGUUGCCGUGGUGGGUGCAGGAUAUAUUGGCAUUGAGCUGGCAGGCGUCUUCCACUAUCUAGGGGCGGAUGUGUCGUUGUUUAUCCGUCAUGAUGAGUUUCUCCGUUCGUUUGAUGACGUCAUCCGGUCCACAGUAAUGGAAGAAUACGAAAAAUCUGGCCUAAAGAUUAUCAAAUGCUCUACCAUCCGCAAGGUGGAGAACAAGGGAGAUAAUCUCAAAAAGAACCUGACCUUCAGUGUUGAGAACAAGGAUACGAAUUCGUUCGGCGAUUUUGACGGCUUUGAAGAGGUGUUGUUUGCUAUUGGGCGUAAAGCUAGCACCGAUUCUUUGAAUUUGGGUGUUACCGGGGUUACGACCAACGGUGAAGGUUAUAUCAUUUCUGAUGAAUGGCAAAAUACUGAGCAGGAGGGUGUAUACGCACUUGGAGACGUUUGCGGUGUCGCCAUGUUGACCCCAGUUGCCAUUGCCGCUGGGCGGCGGUUGUCAGAUCGCCUUUUUGGCGGUAAAAAGGACUCCAAGUUGGAUUAUGACAACAUCCCGUCAGUCAUUUUCUCACAUCCGCCUUGUGGCAGCGUCGGACUAUCUGAGGCCGAGGCAGCCACCAAGUACGGCAAAGACAACUUAAAGAUAUACGUAUCCAAGUUUACAAAUAUGCACUUUGCCCUCACUGAGCAUAAGGAGACGACGUUAUAUAAGCUUGUCUGCGUCGGUCCUGAGGAGAAAGUUGUUGGCUUGCAUAUUGUCGGCAAAGCGUCAGACGAGAUCUUGCAAGGAUUUGCUGUUGCUAUUAAAAUGGGCGCAACGAAAGCUGAUUUUGAUAACACUGUCGCCAUCCAUCCGACGGCUGCGGAGGAGAUCGUCACCAUGCGAUGAACGGCCUUCCACCCUUCCAAAUUUUCAGCAUAUAAAUCACAAUGGUUCGCAAUGCAUAAAAAUGGGACAGUUUGUAUAGCAGUAGGAUUAUUUACAUAUCGCGAAUGUGCAAAUAUUCUCAAGGAGAUUGCAUGCUUUUCAGUCUGAUGGUAUCUUCCAUCUUCUGCACGAUA
Spizellomyces punctatus DAOM BR117 is the source of this 1631-nucleotide messenger RNA. Its product is annotated as glutathione-disulfide reductase. Lineage: Eukaryota; Fungi; Chytridiomycota; Chytridiomycetes; Spizellomycetales; Spizellomycetaceae. Gene Ontology annotation, molecular function: flavin adenine dinucleotide binding; NADP binding; glutathione-disulfide reductase (NADPH) activity. Gene Ontology annotation, cellular component: mitochondrion; cytosol. The transcript is spliced from 11 exons. The record is from RefSeq and is a predicted model, not a curated record. Bases 73 to 1458 code for a protein of 461 amino acids. Gene Ontology annotation, biological process: cell redox homeostasis; cellular response to oxidative stress; glutathione metabolic process.